CCUCCCUUGGAACCUAAAUUCAUAGGCAAAUUCAGUUCCCACGCAGAAUUUAUUUUCUUUGGGGAGACAGUGAAAUACACUAUUACCGGCGCAGUGAAAGUAGCACGAACCGUUUACGACAGUAGUCGGCGUUGACCCAGUGUCUGGUUCGCUCUAUCUGCUACGCACGAUAUCUGGAAGAUCGAGAAGGGGAGAGUUCGUUCCACUACACACUCUACAGUUAUCCAUGGCUCUGUGCAACGGGGAUAGCAAGCUGGAGAUCAGCACGGAGCCUCAGAACGGGUCGUGUGAGGGCGCGGUGGUGAUCCUGGACGCGGGGGCCCAGUAUGGCAAGGUGAUCGACAGACGGGUCCGAGAGCUGUUCGUCCGCUCCGAGAUCCUCCCCCUAGAGACGCCGGCCUUUGCCAUCAGAGAGCAGGGCUUCAGGGCUAUCAUCAUUUCAGGCGGACCCAAUUCAGUGUAUGCAGAAGAUGCCCCCUGGUUUGACCCUGCGAUUUUCACUAUUGGGAAGCCUGUCCUUGGUAUCUGCUAUGGCAUGCAGAUGAUGAAUAAAGUUUUUGGUGGCACGGUCCACAGAAAGAGUGUCAGAGAGGAUGGCGUGUUCAACAUAGGGCUGGACAGCUCCUGUUCUCUGUUCAGGGGGCUCCAGAAGGAGGAGCUCGUGCUGUUGACCCAUGGAGACAGUGUGGACAAAGUGGCCGACGGCUUCAAGGUGGUAGCCCAGUCAGGAAGCAUCAUCGCUGGUAUUGCCAACGAGCAGAAGAAGCUGUACGGAACCCAGUUUCACCCAGAAGUGGACCUGACGGAGCGAGGCAUGGAGAUUCUGCGCAACUUCCUGUUUGAGAUUGCCGGCUGCACGAGUAACUUCACCGUUGAGAACCGCGAGCAGUCAUGCAUCAAGGAGAUUCAGGAGAAGGUGGACAAGUCCAAAGUGCUGGUGCUGCUGAGUGGGGGGGUGGACUCCACAGUGUGCACAGCCCUGCUGAACAAGGCCCUGCCCCAGGAGCAGGUGAUUGCCGUGCACAUCGACAACGGCUUCAUGAGGAAGAGGGAGAGCCAGAGCGUGGAGGAGGCACUCACUAAACUGGGCAUCAAACUGAAAGUGGUGAACGCUGCACACACCUUCUACAACGGCACAACCACCCUGCCCAUCUCUGAGGAAGACCGGACCCCACGGAAACGCAUCAGCAAGACCCUCAACAUGACCACCAACCCAGAGGAGAAGAGGAAGAUCAUCGGGGACACCUUCGUCAAGGUGGCCAAUGAGGUGAUCGGGGAGAUGAACCUGAAGCCGGAGGAGGUGUUCCUGGCUCAGGGCACGCUGAGGCCCGACCUCAUCGAGAGCGCGUCCGUCCUCGCCAGCGGCAAGGCUGAGGUCAUCAAGACGCACCACAACGACACCGAGCUCAUACGCAAGCUCCGAGAUGAGGGAAAGGUAAUCGAGCCACUGAAGGACUUCCACAAGGAUGAGGUCCGGGCGCUGGGCCGGGAGCUGGGCCUGCCUGAGGAGAUCGUCUCCCGACACCCCUUCCCUGGUCCUGGUCUUGCCAUCCGUGUCAUCUGUGCAGACGAGCCCUACAUCUGCAAAGACUUUGCAGAGACCAACAACAUCCUGAAAAUCAUCACAGACUUCUCUGCCAGUGUCAAAAAGCCACACACGUUGCUGCAGAGAGUCAAGUCGUGUAUAUCGGACGAUGAGGAGGAGAAGCUCAUGCAGAUCACCAGCCUUCAUUCACUCAACGCCUUCCUCCUGCCAAUCAAAACAGUCGGAGUGCAGGGAGACUGCCGCUCCUACAGUUAUGUGUGUGGCGUCACCAGUAAAGAGGCUCCACACUGGGAAUCUCUCAUGUUCCUCGCCAGACUCAUCCCUCGCAUGUGCCACACCAUCAACAGGGUGGUGUACGUGUUCGGCUCUCACGUCAAGGAGCCCCCCACUGACAUCACCCCCACCUUCCUGACCACGGGCGUUCUCAGCACACUCCGUCAGGCAGACUUCGUCGCUCACUCCAUCCUCAGGGAGUCUGGCUACUCUGGGAAGAUCAGUCAGAUGCCGAUCAUUCUGACCCCGCUGCACUUUGACCGAGACCCCCAGCAGAAACAGCCUUCCUGUCGACGCUCCGUGGUCGUCAGAACCUUCAUCACCAGCGACUUUAUGACCGGAAUCCCUGCCACGCCUGGCAACCACAUCCCAGAGGAGGUGGUGCUCAAGAUGGUUAAUGAGAUCAAGAAGAUCCCAGGAAUCUCCAGAGUGAUGUUUGACCUGACUUCCAAACCUCCGGGCACCACAGAGUGGGAGUAGAACCAACCAGAACCUCCACGGAGGACUGAGGUAGAAGGGCCUGGGCCGUUGAGCUCCUAGCUUACUCUUCUCAUCCUCCUCCCCUCCUCUUUCCCCAAUCCCCCACCCUCCCCCCUCCACCCCAACACUCCAAUGGCCUGCUCUGCCCCUCACCCUACUCUCUAGAACAUUCCCAUGGAAGGCAAGCAGUACUGUGACCAGCGCACACAUGAAGCCACUACUUUGCUAGCCCCCUCCAUCACCUUUUUGUCGUUGGGACGAGGGGUUGUAAUAUUGUUGUUUUUGAUCACAUGAUGACUGCAUUGUUUUCUGGAUCCAUGCUCGACAAUGCAUCGUUAUUUUGUCUUGUUUUGGAGUUGAAGCUUGGCUUCCUGUUUAGAAGCUAGCCGUUAAAAGGUCAAAGUUUAAAGGUCAGGAAGGUUAGGAAGUGAAUCAGAACACAGUGUGCCUCAGAUGAGAAGAAUUAAAUAAGAAAUUGAAUAAGACAACCAGGAGAAGAAAAGGUACAAAAAUACAGGCCUGUGAUUAAAAGUGCAUCGAUUACUUUUGCCUUUUUUGAAUCUUUUCUAAUUGUAGUUCAAGUUCAGACUUGUUUUCCCCAGGUCAGUUUCGACCCAUCUUCAUCUCUUCUGCACCUGUAUACUGUGCAGGGUGGCAGGGUGGCUUGUCCAACAUCAUUAAUCAGAAAAACCUAUGUGAUCAAUUUUUAGACAUUGUUUUUGCCAAAUGUAAAGAAGCUCUGUUGACAUCAAUAUCUGGGUUCUCUGAAGUUAAGAGACAUAUUUUGUGAAGCUAAACCCUUAUUGUUAAGCUCUAUUUGAACAGGUGUCAACAGAUGGACGAGUGGUUAAGUAUCACAGAUGUGCAACUGUACAGGAGGACCCCAAAAUGGUGGCUGGCCUGUUAUGUGCCUGUUUCUUUCUGUUGUAACCUUUCUUUUUUUUAACACAUGAAAUAAUCUGGACUCACUCAUCUGAGCGGGCGAUAAAAUAAAUAGUUCCAUGCUGCAAUAUAUAUGGUUUUUAAGAUGAACAAAAAUGACAUGAGGACCGACGGAAGAAUAAAUGUGAAAAUAGUGUAGAAACGAUAACCAUAAUUGUAUGAAUUUCGUCUUUGUUGUCACCUCCAUCAUCUGGCAACCUCUACAUGGUGUAGGAGCAACUUUUGCACAUUUUCUUGUGACCCAUAAAGCCUGGGUGCUUAGUACUUUCAGUUCAGAAGUUAACAAGGAACCUUCACCAAGUAUCCCUUUCUACAGUGUCAAAGUUAGUAUUUUUAUCUACCACCCCAUCUUGAAAGUUUUGCCACUUCCAGACUCCUGUAGGAGCAAGGCAUUCCCACCUAAUAACUUGGCUCUGUGUAAACUGUUUAACAGCCUGGCUCGACCACAGCAAGCCCAGGGCACUGGUUUAACUAAGGCUGUUGUCUUCAGGAUCCCACACACAAACCAUAAGUCCUCAUUUAAUACAUCUUAAUGUGAUUAAAUCAGUACCAUUUAUUUGUAUUUAUUGUCUGUGCACCUCUCAUCCUUACAAUCUUAUUUCCUCAUAUGGGGCAAAAUAUCCAAUGCAAAUUGAAUUUGUUUCUUUAACCGUCUUAAUUGCAACUUUGUCCGUCGUCUUUUCCUCUGUGUUGCCUUCUUGCGUGUGUAUUUUAAAAUACAUAUGUCUACUUGGAAAACAACAGCUUAAGCUUAUUAGACAUUUAAUUUUGUAGUUCAAUUUUAUUGCAAUAUUGAAAUAAGAUUAAGUUAUGCAAUUAUAUAUCAUGUUCAUUUUUGUUGUUUGUUUCGAUGCUCAUUACCCUUAGUAACGUGCCUCAAACCAAGCCACCGCAUGCAGUUUCAACGGAAAUUUGUAUAAUGAAAAACUGAGCUUUAAUAAAGAAGUCCACGUUGAAUUUC
Messenger RNA from Hypomesus transpacificus, 4202 nucleotides. RefSeq names its product guanine monophosphate synthase (gene gmps). Gene Ontology annotation, biological process: GMP biosynthetic process. The record is from RefSeq and is a predicted model, not a curated record. Lineage: Eukaryota; Metazoa; Chordata; Actinopteri; Osmeriformes; Osmeridae. Gene Ontology annotation, molecular function: GMP synthase activity; ATP binding; GMP synthase (glutamine-hydrolyzing) activity. The transcript has 16 exons. Gene Ontology annotation, cellular component: cytosol. The coding region runs from base 227 to 2299 and encodes 690 amino acids.